AUGUCGCGCCAUCCCAGCGCUGAGCCGAGCAGAGCGAGAAGCCGGAGCCGAGUUCGGUCCCAGAGCAGAGCACUUUCCAUUCGCGAACCACAGCGCGGUCGGCCCGGCAAGAGGAUUGUCCUGUGUGAAGAUGGAUCCUGGCUCAACUCUGACAGUGGCAGCCUAAAGGCAUCCCUCGACAUUCCCAGCAACGUCACGCGCAUAGCACGCGCCAUAAAACCACUCAGCUCAGAUGGUAUACCGCAGAUCGUCUACUAUCACUGGGGAGUCGGUGGCGGAGGUGGCAUCGGCAACAAGAUCCUAGGCAUCUCAGGUCAAGGUCUCGAAGAAAUCGUUCGCGAAGGCUACCUAUUCAUCGCAACCAACUAUGUCCCCGGCGACGAAAUCUUCGUCUUCGGUUUCAGUCGCGGCGCCUUCAGUGCACGAAGUAUAGCUGCGUUCAUUGGCGAGAUUGGAGUUCUGACUGGAGAGGGCGUACCAUAUCUGGCCGAGAUUUAUCGCGAUGUCAAGCAUCGACAUAACGACAACUAUGUACCGAAGAACCCGGAUGUCCCCUUUCCCGACAAGCCAAGCGCCUUGGAUCCGGAGUACAAGCGUGAGCUGCAACGGCGUGGACUGACCCGGCUGAAUGUCCCAGUCAAAGUGGUGGGCUGCUUCGACACCGUGGGCUCACUGGGCACGCCGAAAUUGGGCUGGCUCACACGGAUUGGUCUCCAGUCGAGACAGAUGAAGGAGCUAUCCUUCUACGAUACCUCACUGUCGAACGCGAUUGAAUAUGCCUUCCAAGCACUAUCACUAGAUGAACGCCGCUUCGCAUUUCCACCCACCUUAUGGGAGAAGCUCGAAGGCAACAACACAACCCUGCGCCAAGUUUGGUUCCCUGGAGCGCACAGUAACGUCGGUGGCGGCUACGACGACCAACAGAUAGCCACUAUCACUCUGGCAUGGAUGAUAGCACAAUGCCAACCAUUUUUGGAUUUUGACCUCGACUUUGUCCACGACGAAUGGGAGAAACUCGAAGACUACUACGAGAGAACGGACCAGAAACCACGCCCAUGGUCCUUUGGCAAAAUCUUCAGCGGCAUGGAAGGCUUCUACGCCUUGGGCGGGCAAAAGAUCCGCACACCAGGCCGAUAUUGUUAUACCGACCCGACAAACGGCAAGCCCACCGACGAUCCUUUACUGGACACCCAUGAAUACAUCCACCCCUCCGUCCGGUCCCGCCUCAAGCUCCGCGGCCCAGGACUGGACGACAAAGGCGCCUACGACUGCAGAGCGCUACGCGACUGGAAGCUCAUCGUCGAGAACGAAGAAGGUGCCAAGCGCCCAACCGUAUACUGGAAAGCUCGAGACAGACCUCUGGAAGGUUUCAUCAAGACUCUACCGGAGGCACCGCUAUGGCAGCUGGAAUUGGAACUGCUGCAUUAUGAUCCCGAGACCGAGACGUACGUCAAACAGCCUUCGGGCGUACGACAGCGGAAGAGGCAGAGAAAGAGUCGUGGUGGCAGUCGGCAUAGUAAUGGUGGCGUAUCGCCGGCUUCUUAUGGCACUUCGCCGCGAUAG
Fulvia fulva is the source of this 1563-nucleotide messenger RNA. RefSeq lists its product as uncharacterized. The record is from RefSeq and is a predicted model, not a curated record. Lineage: Eukaryota; Fungi; Ascomycota; Dothideomycetes; Mycosphaerellales; Mycosphaerellaceae. The transcript has 2 exons. Bases 1 to 1563 code for a protein of 520 amino acids.